AUGAUCAAUGUGAAGAUCACGGCUCCAGGUCGGAGCGCUCGUGGAACUCAGCUUGUCCAAGUGCUUGAAAAGGCAGCAAUUCCGCUGACGUUCUUGGAACGGCGGCACUUUGAUGAAGCAGAAGGUCAAAACAUCCUGGAGGAGGCCAUUGUCGUAGGACUACAGCAAGCGGACUAUGCAUCAAAGUUUGCAGCCAUGGCCAGCUUCAAUGCGUUGUGGCGUUACGUUGAGUCUGGUGAUGUGCGCCUCCAAGCGUGCAGCUGCAAAGUCACCUUUCGCGUUGCAGGGGACAUUUGUGUGGUCGACAGUUCCACAGCUCGCCUUCUCGAGCUAGUCUCUUCAUCUCGACGUUCUCUCAUGAGCCUCUUCAGCUGUCGCACUCCGCAGGAGCUGCGCCCACCUUGUUACAUUGCCUUCCCGCCGGUGGCAUUGUGGCCAGGGUGGGAGGGGCAUGCGCUUGACGCCAACAGGCGUUUCAGACAACAAGGGGUGGGUGGUUACAUGCGGGCCGGGUGA
Messenger RNA from Durusdinium trenchii, 516 nucleotides. The record is from the annotation of a GenBank genome assembly. NCBI's taxonomy places the organism in Eukaryota, Dinophyceae, Suessiales, Symbiodiniaceae.